This is a messenger RNA of Zophobas morio, 508 nucleotides long. RefSeq lists its product as uncharacterized. The transcript has 2 exons. NCBI's taxonomy places the organism in Eukaryota, Metazoa, Arthropoda, Insecta, Coleoptera, Tenebrionidae. The record is from RefSeq and is a predicted model, not a curated record. Bases 147 to 506 code for a protein of 119 amino acids.
UUUUUACCACCUAACUACUAUAAAGAAAAUUCCUCAUGACGAAAUCAUAGAACACUUUUCAUGACUCGACACUUACAAAACAAGUCAAGUUAAGCAAAAUUAUGACCUCAUUUUAUUAAUAAUUUCAUCAAUUUCAUUACACGAAAAUGUCUACUACAAACCACUUCGCAUUAUUUUUCAUUUCCAUGUUUUUGAUAAUUUUCAUUACCACAGUGCAUUCUUCGAUUUCUACAACGAACAACCACCUAAAAACCAAAAUUAACACUCAACACUUGAACAGCUUGCAUAAGCAAAUUCGUGCCAAAGAAGAAGAGCUGAAGAACGCCGAAGAAAUCAACAAAAAUUUCGAAAGAAUGAUCCAAUUCGUGAACAUUUUAGGCCAAGUGGACAAUUUCGUGAGCGAAAAAACGAAAGUGCUGAUAAAGAAAUUGGCGAUACUGGUGGAGGACGAGGAAAAGAUAAAAAGACAUUAUCGGGUGGAUGACAGCGAAGAAGACGACUACUGAAA